Molecule: messenger RNA, 850 nt
Organism: Selaginella moellendorffii
Lineage: Eukaryota; Viridiplantae; Streptophyta; Lycopodiopsida; Selaginellales; Selaginellaceae
Product: exosome complex component CSL4
Exons: 5
Coding region: 50-730 (226 amino acids)
Biological process (GO): RNA processing
Cellular component (GO): cytoplasm; nuclear exosome (RNase complex)
Molecular function (GO): RNA binding
Source: RefSeq, a predicted model, not a curated record
GGUUUAUUAUCCGUAGUUAAUAACUAGGGGUUUAGGGUUCUUCGUGGCUAUGGCGAAGCGGGAAGACGAUCUCCGGACGCCGGGCGAGCUGCUUGGCCUGGCGUCCGAAUUCAAUGCCGGCAGAGGCUCCUACUGCCACGACGGUAAGAUUUACGCCUCGCUCGUCGGGAUCCGGCAUUUGAUCGAGGCGAAACAAGGCUCGGAUGAUCUGAGGCCUACGAUCGAGAUUCGCAGGGAGAAGGAGAGGGACGCAGUGCCAGAAGCUGGAUCGACAGUCACUGCCAAGAUCACGAAAGUCCAGGCACGAAUGGCUUCGGCGGAUAUCGUUUGCGUCGGGCCAAGGGCCGUGAAGGAGAAAUUCACGGGCAUAGUCAGACAACAGGAUGUAAGGCUCACUGAGAUCGACAAAGUAGACAUGCAUUCUUCGUUCCGGCCUGGAGACAUCAUUCGAGCGGAAGUGAUCUCGCUCGGAGACUCUCGCGCUUACUAUCUUUCCACUGCAAAGAACGAACUUGGCGUAGUUUCGGCUGUGAGCGUCGCUGGCAUGCCAAAGUUCUUCCUCGUUUCUACCAAAAGUUUUGCGAUUCGAUUUUUUUUCUCUGUGUGUUCUUCCAGGUGCUACAAUGGUUGCCGUAAGCUGGCAAGAAAUGCAAUGUCCUUUAACGAACCAAAGAGAACCACGCAAGGUCGCGAAGGUGGUCACUUAAAACGAGUGAUCGAAUAUUUCUAAUCACACAAAGGGAUAUGCCGUGUCCGGGUCACCGUCCAUCCAGGUGUGGGAAUAUCAGCCGUUGGAUGACAUUAACUUUCCCGCUUCUUUACAAACGCUAUCCCGCCAUUUUCUCAGCUA